UAGGGCUCGCUCCUUUUGAAUUAUUUCCCCCUCUCACGAUGGCGAUGGCAGCGAUGGUCUGGGCGCUCGCUCCAUUGGUGAUUUUACUCAUCCAUCCCGCCGUUUGCUCGCGCCUGAUUCUAUCGCCGCUCACGCUCCACAAUGGUCUCGGCAAGACGCCGCCAAUGGGAUGGAAUAGCUGGAACCAUUUCGGAUGCAACAUCGAUGAAUUGACCGUCAAAGAAACUGCCGAGGCGCUGGUCUCGACUGGCCUGGCUGCAUUGGGAUACAAUUACUUGAAUGUUGACGAUUGCUGGGCCGAGAUGAAGCGAGGCUCUGAAGGCGAACUUACUGCUCGAGCAGCAACUUUCCCAUCUGGCAUCAAGGCCCUGGCGGAUUUUGUUCACGAGAAAGGUCUCAAGUUUGGGAUUUAUUCCGACGCCGGGUACUUUACGUGUGAGAAGCAGCCUGGAUCUCUUGGAUACGAGGAACAAGACGCUGAAACCUUCGCCUCAUGGGGAAUCGAUUAUCUCAAGUAUGAUAACUGCUUCACAGAUGGAAGUAAGCCUGAGUUGAGGUAUCCAAUCAUGCAGGAAGCUCUCGCCAAGACGGGUCGUAAGAUAUUCUUCUCCAUCUGCGAAUGGGGCGUCGACGACCCCGCAGAAUGGGCGCCUGACGUUGGAAAUAGCUGGCGUACUACCGGUGACAUCACUGAUACCUGGAAAAGCAUGACAACUAUUGCCGAUUUAAAUGAUCGCUGGGCUUCGUUUGCUGGACCCGGCGGCUGGAAUGAUCCAGACAUGCUUGAAGUUGGAAACGGCGGAAUGACCAUUGACGAAUAUCGCUCACACUUCAGCAUAUGGGCAUUGAUGAAGGCACCAUUGAUUCUCGGCUGUGAUCUCCGAGAUAUGAGCAAUGACACGCUAGAGAUCAUUACCAACAAGGAGGUUAUAAGUGUAAAUCAAGAUUCAUUGGGAAUUCAAGGGAGAAAAGUUUGUAAGAAAGGACCUGAAGAAUGCCACGAGAUCUGGGCCGGUCCACUCUCUCUUAAGCGAACAGCGGUAGUGAUCUGGAACAGGUGCGAGGAGGAUGCCGAUAUCGAGGUGUCAUGGCAAGAGAUCUCAUUGCAUCCAUCCACUAGAGUGACAAUACGAGACUUGUGGAAGCACGAGUACUGGAGUGGUGUUUACAACGAAAGCAUUGUGGUUAGCGUGGCCCCUCAUGGUGCCGAGAUGUUUAUCCUAAGCCCGGGAUGGUCGUCUCUUCCUAAGCAGGUUCUCGUCAGCAGCCUUUGAUACUUUCUUCGCUUCACAGUAAUCGGAAAUGCUAAAGCUUCUGGCUAAGAUUGAGAGUUGUAAUUGCUCAUGCUUUCCUUGCAGGAAGGCCGAGCAUAGAUAAGCUCGAAUACGAGUCUGUGUGUGUUAAAUCUGUUACAAUUUAUACUUCGUUGAUUAUCGAGC
Selaginella moellendorffii is the source of this 1439-nucleotide messenger RNA. Its product is annotated as alpha-galactosidase. Gene Ontology annotation, molecular function: hydrolase activity, hydrolyzing O-glycosyl compounds. NCBI's taxonomy places the organism in Eukaryota, Viridiplantae, Streptophyta, Lycopodiopsida, Selaginellales, Selaginellaceae. The transcript is spliced from 15 exons. Gene Ontology annotation, biological process: carbohydrate metabolic process. The coding region runs from base 39 to 1274 and encodes 411 amino acids. The record is from RefSeq and is a predicted model, not a curated record.